AUGUCAUUCAAAAUUAAUCAGGAAAUUGCAUGUUGUGGAGGGAAACUUCUUAAGUUAUCACACCAAUCAAGUGAGACGAAGACGGCAAUGGAUGUGAAUAUUUAUUUGCCAAAACAGUAUUAUGAAGAGGGUAUCACCCUUAUUCCUGUGAUAUAUUAUCUAUCUGGGUUGACCUGCAGUCCACAGAAUGCAACUGAAAAGGCAUUUUGGCAAGUGCAGGCAGAUAAGUAUGGAUUUGCAAUUGUUUUCCCUGAUACUUCUCCUCGUGGAGAAAAGGUCCCGGAUGAUCCCGAAAAGGGAUGGGACUUUGGUCUUGCAGCCGGGUUUUAUGUUGACGCUACUCAAGAACCAUACAAAACGAAUUAUCGAAUGUUUUCAUAUGUCCAUGAGGAAUUACCUAAAGAAUUGGACUCGUACUUCAACAAAGAAAAUACCAAGAUAGAUUUUCUCGAUAAUGUUGCUAUCACUGGCCAUUCGAUGGGGGGCUUUGGCGCUCUAUCCGGAUAUCUGAAAUACUAUAAUCGGUACAAAUCAUGUUCAGCAUUUGCUCCAAUUGCUAAUCCAACGAAUGUUCCUUGGGGUAUCAAGGCUUUAAGCGGGUAUUUGGGGUCUGACAAAGAAUUGUGGGCUCAAUAUGACCCAUGCUCUUUGGUAUCAGAGGUGGACAAUACCAGACAGAGCACCAUCCUGAUUCAUUGUGGAACAAAGGACCCCUUCUUGAAGGAUCAGUUGAAACCAGAACAACUACAGGAAGCGGUUAAGAAUACGUCUUGGGAAGGGAAAAUCGACUUAAAGAUUGUCGAAGGAUUUGAUCACUCAUAUUUUUUCAUAAGUACGUUCGUUCCGGAACAUGCUGAGUUUCAUGCUAAAAAUCUUGGUCUCAUCUAG
Molecule: messenger RNA, 888 nt
Organism: Lachancea fermentati
Lineage: Eukaryota; Fungi; Ascomycota; Saccharomycetes; Saccharomycetales; Saccharomycetaceae
Source: the annotation of a GenBank genome assembly